Molecule: messenger RNA, 1968 nt
Organism: Armigeres subalbatus
Lineage: Eukaryota; Metazoa; Arthropoda; Insecta; Diptera; Culicidae
Gene: Hat1
Product: histone acetyltransferase type B catalytic subunit
Exons: 4
Coding region: 205-1434 (409 amino acids)
Biological process (GO): subtelomeric heterochromatin formation
Cellular component (GO): nucleus
Molecular function (GO): histone H4 acetyltransferase activity; histone binding
Source: RefSeq, a predicted model, not a curated record
AAAACAUCACUAGCAAAGUAUAGCGACCUUCCUGUGCGAAUUUUUGUUUAAUUUUAUAAUUAUUGCUAUAAAAAUAAAAUUUCUACGAUCAAAUACAUAUGAAUAAAUUAAUUGAUUGUUUGAUUUAGUAAAUCACCCAAUAAACUCCAGAUCAAUCUUUCUAUUGACAUAUUUGCAGAGAGCAUUAUUCCAUUACUCCGAACGAUGACGGCCAUAUCCAGUUUGCAAAACUUCGUUACCGAUGCAAUCGAAUGCACCCGCUUUCGAUUGAUCCGCGAUGAGGAAGAUUUCGAAGACGACUCGGUCGCAUUCCACCCGGAAAUGGCACACCAGAUUUUCGGCGAACAGGAAAGCAUUUUUGGGUACCGAGAUCUGCAAAUUGACGUAUGCUUCACGGCCAGUUCCCUGGAUAUCUACUUCAACAUAAAGUAUUCUAAAAAGGUCGAGGAUGUUUGCCCCGAAGGCAUCAAAGCCGACGACGUAGAAAAAGCUCUUGCUGAAAUAGUGGAGGACGGUUGCUAUUACACAAACUUGGAGGAGUACAAGAAGGUGGUGAAAGCUAAAUCACAAUCGUUUAAACCAUUCGGGGAGAAGGUGGAUGAAUUCCAAAUAAAUUCUGGAACUUCGAACGGUUGUACCAGAACCUUUGAGGUGUACAUGAGUGAUGUCACUGAUAAGGAGUUUCUGAAAUUCCACUCCCGUUUGGAGUCAUUCUCCUUCUGGUUUAUUGAUGCGUUCAGCCGAGUGGAACACGAUCCCUUGUGGUUGUUCUUCAUGGUGUACGAAAAAUACUCAAACAACAAUAAUGAAACCCGUUUUGCCAUCGCUGGAUAUUUUACCGUAUAUCAGUAUUUCUCAUAUCCGCAAUUUAUUAGGCCACGGGUUAGUCAGAUUUUAGUGCUUCCCCCGUUUCAAAAGUUGGGCAUCGCUUCAAGGCUGAUCGAGGGAACGGUGUUUAAAUACUUUGUGUCGAAGGAGAACGUUGCCGACAUCACCUACGAACAGCCGACGGAGGUCGUCCAGCAUAUUCGAUCCGUGGCGGAUGCCAAGCGCUGCAUGACGCUGCCGUCGUUUGCGAAAGACAAGUUACUAGCUGGAUUUUCGAAGACCAUGCUCAAAGAUGCUAAGGAAAAGUUCAAGAUCAAUCCUAAGCAGUGUCGCAUAAUAUAUGAGAUUCUUCGACUGGGAGUCACCGACACUAAAAACGAUGUAGAGUACAGGAAGUACCGAGUGGAGGUAAAAAAACGGCUUAAUCUAAACGAUAGUAAGAACCGUCGGGAACUAGUGCGACUGCAAAAAAAAGGAGUUGAUGUGAGCGGUGCGUUCAGCAUUCUACCAACGCUGGAGGAUAGAAUCGAGCAGCUUCAUGCAGCAUACAAGGAAGUUGAGAAGGUGUAUCACCAAGUGUUGAAAAAAUUACAAUUACAUGCAUGAAUUAAUAUCCUAGGAAUUAAUAACCCGAGCAGCACCAGUUAGACAGAAGUGGUUGCAGCAACUUGAUGGGGCUGAAUCUGGUCACAUAUAAGUUGCAGUGGCUCAUGCGGAACAUGUGUGCUGCUAGGGAAGCAAUGGCGAUUCAUCUCCAUUCACAAGUCGAUGUGUCACUCCAUCUGUUUGUUCGUAUUAAUGAUCUUUUGUUUUAGUUCCUUGAACCACAGACAAACAGACAACACUCGUCAAAUUUCCAUCGUUCACUGAUUUAUUGAUCAAUUCAAAUAAUCAUUAGUUGGCCAAUCGAUCACUCGUGGCGUGGGCAUCAGAUUUGCUCUAGUUUAACGUUUGCUCACUUUUGCCAUCUGGUUCGUGAUUUGCCCAGCUAACUGAAAUCAACAGAUGUCGUUAGUGUUUGAACGACGAUAAAUUUGAUGAGUGAAUGUUCAAUGUGUUAUGUCUGUUUGUCUGUGCUUGAACUGUACUGUACUCACUAAUUUUAUGUUAUGCGGAAAUAAAACUGAUUGUGUAAACUGA